This is a messenger RNA of Marchantia polymorpha subsp. ruderalis, 1148 nucleotides long. Lineage: Eukaryota; Viridiplantae; Streptophyta; Marchantiopsida; Marchantiales; Marchantiaceae. The record is from the annotation of a GenBank genome assembly.
GAGACGCAGAAUCCAUUCGAGGGAAAUCCGAAGAGAGCGGGUGCGGUAAUCUGCAGAGCCCAGCACAGAGUGACGCGACGCGGGGCUCUUGAGAGGAACGAGUGCUCUUGGGAGAUGGCGUCGUGCGGAUUGCGCCCAGUCGAGCGGAUUGUGCCCUGCGCACAAUCUCCUGUCGGUUGCUCGAAUGCACCGAGUUCAUUGAGGAGUUCUACAGCUGCCCGAGUAGUCUUGGGCAAUGCUUCUAGUUUUUUAAAUUCCAAGCGACGGGUCGUCAGCCCGUCUGCUUCGAUUCGUCAUCUCGGCAAUGGCCCUUCUUCGUCUCUUGCCGGUACAUUCUCUGAGGCCUCCUUCAAACCCUUCAUGCAAGGAGAAAGUGGAAGAUUGAACGAGAUUCUCAGACCUUCCCUUGCAUUCUCGACGAGGAAAAGAAGGUCCACAAGUGCCCCUCGUGCAAAUGCAGAGGACAUUCCUUCCUUCACUGGGUUUCCUCCCAUGACAGAGAAGCCCAAGUGGUUUUGGAGAAUUCUGGCCUGUGUACCAUACCUCAUGCCACUGAGUGAAACAUGGAUGUACGCGGAGACAGCGUACAGUCUCUUUGCUUUCCUCGAAGACUAUGAAUUCUGCACCUAUCCUUUUCUGAUCCUGAUUGGUUCGCUACCCGGAUGGUUCCUCCUGGCCUACUUCUUCGGGGCAUACCUUGGAAUUGUUCGCAACAACCGGUGGCCCCACUUCCUUAGGUUUCAUGUGGUCACAGGAAUGCUUCUUGAGAUUAUUUUGCAGGUAAUGGGCACCAUUAACGAUUGGGUACCUCAAUCGGUUUAUUGGGGCAAACUUGGAGCUCACUACUGGCUAGCAGUCUCGACAGCGUUUCUGUUCAUAGUUUUAGAUUGCAUCCGAUGUGCUUUAAGUGGCAUGUACGCAGACGUACCCUUUUUGUCAGAUGCAUCUUACAUGCAGAUCCCUUACGAGUAAGUCAGCAUUGCAUGCACAGAGUUCUUGAGAUUUAUUAUAGACAUAAAGAGUACCCACAAUCGGCGUCACAGGAUCACAUUCACGGAGGGCCAUAGCUUGUGGUUUGCAUCAGCUCCAACUAAAAGUGUACAUCUUUUUCAUUAGAAGCUGACAGCCAUGGCUUUGGGCUUUCUGGA